Molecule: messenger RNA, 5251 nt
Organism: Syngnathus typhle (broad-nosed pipefish)
Lineage: Eukaryota; Metazoa; Chordata; Actinopteri; Syngnathiformes; Syngnathidae
Gene: prkcaa
Product: protein kinase C, alpha, a
Exons: 18
Coding region: 185-2236 (683 amino acids)
Biological process (GO): protein phosphorylation
Molecular function (GO): ATP binding; diacylglycerol-dependent serine/threonine kinase activity; zinc ion binding
Source: RefSeq, a predicted model, not a curated record
UGACGACGCUCUGAGUUGACAGCUCGGCGUCGUCCAGUGACAGCCACAGGCGGGGAAAGCCCUCACUCGUAGUCUCGCACUCACCAAGUCCCCAGCGUGUCUCUCUGCUUGGCUCCCGACUCAGCGCCGCGCAAGGCACAGGCACUCUCGCAAGACAGCAACACGGAGCUUGCUUGCGUUCAACAUGGCCGAUACAAGUUCGAUCGAGUCGUCCAACGAGGACGUAGCGAAUAGAUUUGCUCGCAAAGGUGCUCUGAGGCAGAAAAAUGUCCACGAAGUGAAGAACCACAAGUUUACUGCCAGGUUCUUCAAGCAGCCGACUUUCUGCAGCCACUGCACGGACUUCAUCUGGGGCUUUGGAAAACAAGGAUUUCAGUGCCAAGUUUGCUGUUUUGUGGUCCAUAAGAGGUGCCAUGAAUUUGUCACAUUUUCUUGCCCAGGAGCUGAUAAGGGUCCAGACACAGAUGAUCCCAGAACAAAACAUAAAUUUAAGAUCCACACGUUUGGGAGUCCGAUCUUUUGUGACCACUGUGGCUCUCUGCUGUACGGCCUUGUGCACCAGGGAAUGAAGUGUGACACGUGCGAUAUGAACGUCCACAAGCAGUGUGUCAUGAACGUGCCCAGCCUGUGUGGGAUGGACUACACGGAACAGAGGGGGCGACUUUUCCUCAAGUGCGAGGUCAGCGGGGAGAAGCUGCAGGUCACAGUUGGUGAAGGGAGGAAUCUGAUACCGAUGGACCCCAAUGGCCUGUCUGAUCCAUACGUAAAACUCAAGCUCAUACCUGAUCCCAAAAAUGAGACCAAGCAGAAGACCAAAACCAUCCGCUCUAAUCUGAACCCCAAAUGGGGUGAGACUUUUACCUUUAAACUGAGACCUACAGACAAGGACCGCAGGUUAUCCGUGGAAGUGUGGGAUUGGGAUCGGACAACCAGGAAUGACUUCAUGGGCGCCCUUUCAUUUGGGGUGUCGGAGCUCAUAAUGUCUCCGGCGUGUGGCUGGUAUAAGUUGUUGUGCCAGGAGGAGGGAGAGUAUUAUAACGUUCCCAUUUCAGAGGAGGAUGAUGGGAAUGAAGAACUGAGACUGAAAUUUGAGGACCAAGCAAUUCUGGAAGACUCUAAAAGGAAGAAAAAAGCCAAACUGGGCCCAACCAAGAAGGCCGCCACAGAGACAGAUGGCAGUCCAUCCAGCCAGCUGCCACUCAACAGCUUGGACCAAGUCAAACUCAGUGACUUCAACUUCUUGGCUGUACUUGGGAAAGGCAGCUUUGGCAAGGUGAUGCUGGCAGAAAUGAAGGCCACAGAAGAACUGUAUGCCAUAAAGAUCCUCAAAAAAGACGUGGUGAUUCAGGACGACGACGUUGAAUGUACCAUGGUGGAGAAGAGGGUCCUUGCCCAGCAGGAGAAACCAGCCUUCCUCACACAGCUACACUCGUGCUUCCAGACUGUGGAUCGUCUGUACUUUGUCAUGGAGUACGUGACUGGAGGAGACCUCAUGUAUCACAUUCAACAAGUGGGCAAGUUCAAGGAACCGCAAGCAGUGUUCUAUGCAGCAGAGAUCGCUGUCGGUCUCUUCUUCCUUCACCGUAAAGGAGUCAUCUACAGAGAUCUCAAGUUGGACAACGUGAUGCUCGACAGUGAGGGACAUAUUAAGAUUGCUGACUUUGGCAUGUGUAAAGAGAACAUGUCAGAUGGAGUGACCACUCGCACUUUCUGUGGUACUCCAGACUACAUCGCCCCUGAGAUUAUUGCAUAUCAGCCAUAUGCACGCUCUGUAGACUGGUGGGCAUAUGGAGUGCUUCUAUAUGAAAUGUUAGCUGGACAGCCUCCUUUUGAUGGAGAGGAUGAAGACGAAUUGUUCCAGUCCAUUAUGGAGCACAAUGUUUCCUACCCAAAGUCCUUGUCCAAAGAGGCUGUUUCCAUCUGCAAAGGGCUAAUGACUAAGCAUCCAUCCAAGCGUCUGGGCUGCGGUCUUGAAGGCGAGCGGGAUGUCAAAGAACAUGCCUUCUUCCGACGUAUUGACUGGGAGCGUCUUGGGAAUAAGGAGAUUCAGCCGCCCUUCAAGCCGAAACUGUGCGGCAAAGGAGCCGAAAACUUCGACAAGUUCUUCACUCGCACGCAGCCUCAGCUCACACCUCCUGACGAGCUGGUGAUCGCCAACAUUGACCAGGCCGAGUUUGCGGGCUUCUCCUUCAUAAACCCGCAGUUUGUACACCCGUCGCUCAACAACAGAGCAUGAGAAGGAUGGUCAAACCUCUCGUAGUCACCCUUCAAGGAGCUCCUCUACUCACUGCCAUCCACUAAAACUAAGCAACAACCUAAUAUACGACCACCACUUGACAUUACAAAACUUGAUGUAUCAUUUCUAAUCACAAGCGGGAAUUGUACGGCAUGCUUAUUUGUUUUCUAUGGUAUAUUUUGCUAUCUAGAUUAGCUUUGAUUUAGAUUGUGCCGCCACAAGAAGUCAUUUUGUUUAGUUUACUAAUGAGCAUGUAUUGUGUUCAAUGAUGUCCUUUUUUUAUUGAAAGUUUACUCCAGAACUGGACGCACUGAGACAAAACAGUGUUCAUCGAUGUAAGUAAAGGAAUAUAUUCAUUUGCGGCUGUCUGUUGUAGAAGCAAGAUCAUUUCAAAAGAGCAUUCAGAGCAUGGAUUCAUUCUGUAGAUGCAUGAACUGUAUGACUUGAGAAGCAUUGUUGUCCACACGCAUCGAGUUGGUGGCUCAGUUUUGUUUUGAAUGAAGAAAUAAGAACAGCAUGAAGGCACCUUCUGCCUUGGCUACCGUAGUCAAACAUGAAGGAGAGGUGGUGCGGGCAUUGAAAAAGCACCUCGUGAGAGAAUGUUUCGGUGUCAUGUUUACAGCUUUCUGCCCGUUUAACUUAUUUAUGUCUGUAAGGUUUUAGUGUCAAUUGUCUCAAUUGCCAGUGGUGGCGAAAAUGAAGUCAGAUUUGAAUAUACGGUAAGAUGCAAUGGAGCUUGAAAAAGAAAAAGCGGUUCAUUUUUGCCAGGACUAGUUCCAAAUUACAAAGCCCUACCAAAUCUGCAUUUCUCUGCAGAUCGUCAAGGCUUUUCAUUUUUUUUUUUUAUGACCACGUUUAUGAAACGUUUGACUCACAGGACACAUCGAUACUUUGUGUAUACCCUUAAAAUAAUUAACAGUUAACAGGGGUCAACAAAUUCUAGUUAACAUAAGAAAUUAACAUCACUGUCAUGUAGACAUUUGAUUUCUUGAAUACAGCAGUAAUCAUGCAAUGUUUUUUUGGGGGGGUGCAUUAUGUUGUGUGUAAAAAAAAAAAAAAAAAAAAAAAAAAAAAUUCAUUAGAUUUAUGUUAAAAGUAGAACAAUGUUUGUUUUUGUUUUUUGCGAAACUAUAAAUACAUCACCCUCAUCAUCUAUGACAUAAGAGCUUAGAACGCACCUAAAUCUGUGUACAACGCCUUUGUAAAUAAUCAUUAUGGAGUAUUUCAAAAGAGUCUAGCAGAUUUUUAUACCGACACCUAAAUGUGCUUUUCUCAUCAUUGUUGAGACGAUCUACAGUUUAGCGAGCGCGCUCAUAAUAUUGCCAGUUGCUCAUUUUGGUAGGCUUGGUGAACACUGUUUAUCGUCGUUAGGACGAGCAAGCACGUGAUCGAAUCGCUCAUGCAUGUGAGUCAUUAAAUGCAGCAUGCCACCUAAAUGUAAUCGUCAAUUCAACUAGAAAGUGACACUCUCCUCAAAACUCAAACAAUUUCAGUCAGUUAGAUGCUCACUCUACGUCUUCAUGGUCAGUAUUUACAAUAUGUGUGUAGGAUUUGAAUCAUAAGAGUUUUCGGGUCUGUUUGUGAUUUUCAGCAAACUUCCUCAUUGGCCAAGAUUCCUUAUCUUAUACCAGCAGAUGUUAUCAUGCGAAUUGAAAAGGUUAUUUUUUUCCCCAAAUAAAGGUCACUGAAAUACUUCCAGUGGAAAUAUAUAUUUUUUGUGGAAUUUGAAAAGGAGGGCGUUUAUUGACAUUUUAUCGAUGAAUACUGGUGGUUCCAUUUUGUUAAAUUAACAUGGUUUAUGUUUGACGAUAUAAAUAAUUUUCUUUUAUGCAACAACGUGACAAAAUUGAUCAGUUUUAGGGUAAAAAAGAAAAGAAAAUCAUAUUUGCUUAUCUUAAAUAUUUUGAGUGCUUGGUUUGCAUAUUUGCAGAGCUUUGCAGAUAUUCAGCGUUCAUGCGUGCUCUCCAUUUGCUAAUAAUUUUUAGGACAUCCCCUUUUAGGUCAUUUUGUGGAUUUAUUAUUUUUACCGAAUCCAUCAUAGUGACAAACACAUUCUUAGUGCUCCUUUAACACUGCUUGUUGUGUUGCUAUAGACCAGCUAUGUCUCAUUAAUGGGGUUUAUAAUCUUAAAUGUUGUGUUUGUUAUUUUCUUAGGUUUACUUUUGUGGCCAUUGUCAGUUAUCUUUCCAGCUUCCUCAGCCAAUAUGAGAAUGUUAUUUAAAAAAAAAAAAAAAAAAAAAAAAGACACACACACAUUCGAACUUUCUUUCCUGCAGUACGUGACAUAUUUGAUACCUAUACACCAGAUACAAAAUCAUCUUUCCCGUGCCAAACUGAUAAGUAAAACCCUGUAGUUUUAAAAAAUGAAGCUGCUCAUGUGUGAUUAACGAAACCAAAACACUGAGAAAAGAUGCAAGGCCCAAUUAAUUGACAGCCUCCACACGCGAGCAUAAAUACAAACGCACAUAAUUUUCAACAACUCCGACUUCUCUAUCAUAAACCCCAGAAGGAAAUUUUACGAGUCAUGUUUAUGUCUGUGCUUUAUACGGUUUACACUUGAGUCAUUUUUUUUAAUUUAAAUAAUUAUGGCCCGAUACUAAUGAAUACAUCUUAAGUUUAAAGUAUGAGUGAAGGUUUUUUCUUUUUUCUUUCUUACACUACUGCUCCUUUACUGUACUAGGUACGCAUGUGAUAAGGCUUUCGAUGAAUCCUGUUGUCUUUUCAUAGAAGUUAGUCUGUUGAGAGGUGAAGGACGUGUCAUCCCUUAGAACGAGGGCAGAAAUGCCUUAUUGCCAAACUCAUCACACAAUCUCUUAUUGUCCUUGUACAUAAACUACUACUUCCAGUAGAUGCCUAUGUAGACAAUAAAUAGAUGACCUUGUAUUUUGCAAAUGUUGGUUCUCCUUCCUCGUCAGCCUGAAACCUUUAAAACGACUGAGCAACCUACCUUGUAACUGAUUGUGUCAUUUGUACCUAAUGUAUGAUAAUGCAAAUAAAAAAGAAACUUGAGUUUCA